Molecule: messenger RNA, 986 nt
Organism: Eurytemora carolleeae
Lineage: Eukaryota; Metazoa; Arthropoda; Copepoda; Calanoida; Temoridae
Product: brain-specific homeobox protein homolog
Exons: 4
Coding region: 90-938 (282 amino acids)
Biological process (GO): neuron projection morphogenesis; regulation of DNA-templated transcription; spinal cord motor neuron cell fate specification
Cellular component (GO): nucleus
Molecular function (GO): DNA-binding transcription factor activity, RNA polymerase II-specific; sequence-specific double-stranded DNA binding
Source: RefSeq, a predicted model, not a curated record
CAGACAGUUUAACUUUGUUCUUCAGCUGAGCAACACAUACGAAACAAACCUUAGUGAACACUUUUUAAUACACAGAUAUUACCUCUAUCAUGGAUGCUCAAAAUUUCAUCAAAAACUCUAGUGCACAUGUAACAUCAAAAUUUGAUGAAAGUUCGGCAUUUACAAAAUUUUUGAAGCAAACUGCUGAACAACAAACACGAUUACUACGGGAAGAAGAAUCAGAAAAUGUCACGAACAAAUUUUCAAAAGAUCACAAAUCUCCAUUUUGUAUCGAGUCCUUGCUCAAAUCCGAGGUACGCCCAGACCGAUAUCCGCCCCUCAGCCCACCUUCCAACUCUUCACCGCCACCUGGCUUCCCCACCCCUCUGCCCCAGUUCCCUUUCCCCCCUCAACUCUUACCCUACCUACUCCCCUCCCCCCAAACUCCUGAUUAUGUGCAUAUGGAGUACCUCGCUAGACAAGGAGUCUUUCUCAACUCCUUUCCCGCUUUUGCAGAGUUCCAACAUUCAUUGCUCGGUAAGAACCGUCGUCCAAGAACUGCUUUUACCUCCCAGCAGCUCCUGGAGUUAGAAAAGCAGUUUAAGGAGAGUAAGUACCUGUCUAGACCUAAACGGUACGAGGUAGCAACAAGUCUAGGUCUUUCAGAAACACAGGUAAAAAUCUGGUUCCAGAACCGCCGAAUGAAGAAUAAGCGGACCAAGGGCGGAGCCAGGGAAGGACGAGGGGAGGACAAGCACGAUACGUCCUACAUGGACGAGGACGAGGAUGUAGAUGUGGGUAGUGCUGAGGAGGAGGUCAGGGUAAAGACGGAGGAUGGUGAGGUUGAUGUAGAGGCUGGGGAGGCUAGAUUGUAUCCGGAAGUUCUCUCUCGGCUUGGAUAUCCAUUCCAGUCUAAACUAUUUAAUCCUUCACUACCAUGUAAACCUAGCUUUUCAUAGUUUAAUAAUGUCAUUCAUACAUAAAUAUAUCAAUACUGUACAUACCUA